Molecule: messenger RNA, 1209 nt
Organism: Mercenaria mercenaria
Lineage: Eukaryota; Metazoa; Mollusca; Bivalvia; Venerida; Veneridae
Exons: 14
Coding region: 178-1116 (312 amino acids)
Molecular function (GO): lysozyme activity
Source: RefSeq, a predicted model, not a curated record
AGUUUCGUGGAAAAGCCUAAUAAAGUUUUUGUAUAUAUUUCGAAAUAUUAUUUGAUGAUGUCUCCUUGCUAGGCCAGGCUCAUGUACGGAGUUGGUAUAUAAAUGUUAGAAAUGUGAAUACCAACACACAGAUCACCUCAGUCAUUCACCUGGACCAUACAGAAGAACAGAUAGAAAAUGGACAUUUAUAAACUUGUACGUGUCGUAGUAUUAUUCUGCGUUAUAAAUCAAGGCAUGUUGUAUAAUGCUAAAUCAUCGAGUAGGGAAAUCAGCGAUGAAAGUAGCAGCAAUAGAUCAGGCUCAAGCAGACGCGGCUCUGGAUGGUGGGGCGGAGGCAGAAAUAGACAGUCUAAACCUGCUCGCUCAAGCAGACGCGGUUCUGGAUGGUGGGGCGGAGGCAGAAAUAGACAGUCUAAACCUGCUCAUUCUGGAAAACGUAAAUCUGGAUGGUGGGGCGGUAAAAACAGAAAUGUCCCAACGAAAUCCAAAGGAUCAGGAUGGUUGUCAGCUAAGCCGAACUCUGUACCAAAGACACCGCCAUCAUCGAAACCAAAAUCGGCCCCAAAGUCAAAACAAAACACGAAACCUGAAACAGAUAUAAAGAAAGUGAUAGAAAGAUAUGAAGGUAUCGAACGAAAAGCAUACGAUGCCCAGCCAAAAAAUCCGAAAGUUCAUGAUACUACCAUAGGAAUUGGAUUUAACUUAAACCGACCUGAUGCAGAGAAAACGUUCAAGAAGGUCGUGCCAGGGGUUGAUUUUAACAAAGUAAAGUCUGGAAAGCAAACAAUAACAGAUAAACAAGCCCGUGCUCUGUUUAAUCAUGAUGUCGAUAACAUAUACGAACCAAGAGCAAGAAAUAAAGUGGGAAAAGAUGUUUACGACAAGUUGCCGUCCAAUGUUAAAGCAGCGGUGGUGAAUGCAGUGUACAGAGGUGAUCUAGGACCAAAAGCUACAAACUUGAUAAAGCAAGGGAAGUGGAAAGAAGUUGGAAAGGAAUACCUUGACCAUAACCAAUAUAAGAAUGCGGACAAACUGGGGAUACCAGGUAUUAAGACAAGAAUGGACUGGAACAAAAAACAAUUUGAUACCAUGAUAAAACAAGAAAAACCGAAAUAGAACGAAAAGAGAUAUUUUACUUGGAAUUGUUGAAUGAAUUACUUUACGUGAAAUAAAACAAUUGAAAAAAGAAAACGCUGAUAAUAUCUUUAA